CCUUAUUCAGAGGGGCAAGCGAGAUCGCAUAUCUGCAGAUGAAGAGACACUGUUCUCAUAAGAAAAAUAAAAAAUGAAAAAAGAGAGAGAUUUCUCUCUCUAUAAAGACUUCUAUUGACCCGUUGACUUGCCUUUACUUGAGUUUCAUAUAUCUCUCUCACCUCUGAAUUAAUAUUCUCCGUGCUGUAUUGCCAAGCCAGCGAGAAUGAAUCAACUUCCCAUAUUUACAAGUGGGUUUGAAUUGGCAAAUUUAGUGGUUAACUCUAAUUUACUGCAUCUCUCAUGGAGUUCAAUCUGUGCUCUGCAAGCUGAAGCCAACCCAUUUCACCACCACCAGCAGCAGCCUUUAUCUCUUAGAUGCAGAGUUGAUAAACAAUUGAAUUUCACUAUUGUAGCUUUGGGUACUUCACCCUCGUGUUUAAUUCAUCAUCUUCAACAAGAAGGAGAUCUGGUUUCAUCAAUAGCCCUUAAGCAGGAGAAUUUUCCCUUGUUUGAAUUCUUAUGUUCUAAAGGCAACCCAUCAUUCUCCAUUAAUAGAGCUGCAAUAGCUCUCUUUUAUCGUCAUUUUUCAGAACUCUCUCUCCUCAGAACCCAGUUUGUUGAUCCAGUGACUGGAAAUUUAUCAGUGAACACUCCAUUAAUUAUUACGGGAAAUUCUCUGGGUGGAUCAGUAGCUUCUCUCUUUACUUUAUGGCUGCUAGAUAGCAUCAAUCAACCCUCCACCAAGCGGCCUUUCUGCAUCACUUUUGGAUCACCUUUGAUUGGCGAUUCAGGCCUCCGACAAGCCAUUUCAGAACGCUCAACAUGGAAUUCUUGUUUCUUGCACGUUGCUGCCAACCGAGACCCAGCUCCCAGUCUCUUUCUCCCGCCACUCACUCCUCAGCCUUUGGCCUCAACUCCACAAACUAUUGUUUAUAUGCCUUUUGGUUCAUUUCUCUUGUGUUCUGAAUUGGGAUGUACCUGUGUUGAUGACCCUGAAGUAGUUGCUCGUUUAUUAGAAGCAAUGGCCUUGGGAAGCACAGGAAGUCAAGUUUCUGAUGAACACUUGCUGAGUUAUUAUGCAGCGAUAGUGGAUAAUCUGAAAGCCAGACUUAUCUUAAAGGGAAGUUCAUUGCGUGGUCUUUCGGUUACAAAUUCACUUGAGGCUGGGAUAAUUCUACAACUGGAAGCAAUUGGAGAUACAAGGUUUCAGCAACCACAGCAUAACAUGGAUUUCAGUAAUCUGAUUGCAAAAUUGAAAGCAAGGGAGCAAAUCUGUAUGUUAAAUAAAAGGAAAGCCUUGAAUCCAAGCCGAAAAUUAAAUGAUAUAAAGGUUAAAAUGGCCUUCCUCGAAUGGUACAAGAAGAGCUGCAAGGCCAAUCAAAUAGGUUACUAUGAUAGUUACAAGAACAAUCUUUCUAUGAGUGAUAGAGAAGUUACUAAGUACAAGAAAUUUCUUACAAAAUACUGGAAAGACAUGGUGGAAGAAGCUGAGAAAAAGCCCCACAAGGAGAGGGUAUUCAUUCGAUCAGCGUGGCUUUUUGCCGGAACAAAUUAUAGAAGAAUGGUUGAGCCUCUUGACAUAGCAGAAUACUACAGAACUUACGGCAAAAGAAACUACGAAACGGAGGGAAGGUCUAAACAUUACUUUCUGUUGGAGAAGUGGCAAAAAAAGGAAGCAGAGACACCUGCAGGGCCUCCGAGUAACAAGAAGAAGAAAAAUGUGGCAGGUACUUUGACAGAGGAUUCUUGCUUUUGGGCAAAGGUAGAGGAAGCUAUCAUUUCAUGUGAACUGUUGAAGGCUCCGACAAGCAGUGCCAUGGAGGCACAAUCAUCAAGGGAAUACCUAAUUAACUUUGAGAGGUAUGUAAUGGAGCAAAUAAAGAAUUAUGCAGUAUCUCCUGAGAUUUUCUUGAGAGGAAGCAGUCUUAUGAAAUGGUGGGGAAUGUAUCAGGACAUUGCCUCUAAUUUUGCACUUGUUGACUUUAUGAAGAACUGUAGAAGUGUCCAGUAUGAGAAGGGCUGCUUUUAGUUCUCUCACUGAAGAUUGUACUUUGUUGAUGGAAAUAAAAAUUUAUGUAUUUUUGAACCAAA
Messenger RNA from Manihot esculenta (cassava), 2073 nucleotides. RefSeq names its product senescence-associated carboxylesterase 101. The record is from RefSeq and is a predicted model, not a curated record. The transcript has 4 exons. Gene Ontology annotation, molecular function: carboxylic ester hydrolase activity. NCBI's taxonomy places the organism in Eukaryota, Viridiplantae, Streptophyta, Magnoliopsida, Malpighiales, Euphorbiaceae. Gene Ontology annotation, biological process: defense response; lipid metabolic process. The coding region runs from base 206 to 2011 and encodes 601 amino acids.